This is a messenger RNA of Saccharomyces cerevisiae S288C, 1416 nucleotides long. It is a transcript of the gene RNT1, whose product is annotated as ribonuclease III. Gene Ontology annotation, molecular function: double-stranded RNA binding; ribonuclease III activity. Bases 1 to 1416 code for a protein of 471 amino acids. The record is from RefSeq and is marked reviewed. Lineage: Eukaryota; Fungi; Ascomycota; Saccharomycetes; Saccharomycetales; Saccharomycetaceae. Gene Ontology annotation, biological process: termination of RNA polymerase II transcription, exosome-dependent; rRNA processing; U4 snRNA 3'-end processing. The transcript has a single exon.
AUGGGCUCAAAAGUAGCAGGUAAAAAGAAAACCCAGAAUGAUAAUAAACUAGAUAACGAAAAUGGUUCACAGCAGCGCGAAAAUAUCAAUACCAAGACGCUUUUGAAAGGCAACCUUAAGAUAUCAAAUUACAAAUAUCUUGAGGUGAUUCAACUAGAACAUGCUGUGACAAAAUUGGUGGAGUCUUACAAUAAAAUAAUUGAACUUUCACCAAAUUUGGUAGCUUACAAUGAAGCCGUUAACAAUCAAGAUAGAGUGCCUGUUCAGAUACUUCCUUCUCUAUCACGUUAUCAAUUAAAACUGGCAGCUGAAUUAAAAACCUUACAUGAUCUUAAAAAAGACGCAAUUUUGACAGAAAUUACUGAUUAUGAAAAUGAAUUUGAUACUGAACAAAAGCAACCUAUAUUGCAAGAAAUCAGUAAAGCUGAUAUGGAAAAGUUAGAGAAGCUAGAACAAGUUAAAAGGGAAAAGCGAGAGAAAAUAGAUGUAAAUGUGUACGAAAAUUUAAAUGAAAAGGAAGAUGAAGAAGAAGACGAAGGAGAAGAUAGCUAUGACCCAACAAAGGCUGGUGAUAUCGUCAAGGCAACAAAAUGGCCUCCAAAAUUACCAGAGAUUCAAGAUUUAGCGAUUAGGGCCAGGGUAUUUAUUCACAAAUCCACAAUAAAGGAUAAAGUUUACUUGUCUGGAUCAGAAAUGAUCAACGCACAUAAUGAAAGACUAGAAUUCCUAGGCGAUUCGAUCUUAAAUUCUGUUAUGACAUUAAUUAUUUAUAACAAGUUUCCCGAUUACAGCGAGGGUCAGUUAUCAACAUUAAGGAUGAAUUUGGUAAGCAACGAACAGAUCAAACAAUGGUCAAUAAUGUACAAUUUCCAUGAGAAACUUAAGACAAAUUUUGACUUGAAGGAUGAAAAUUCCAAUUUUCAAAACGGCAAACUAAAACUGUAUGCAGAUGUGUUCGAAGCUUACAUUGGCGGCUUGAUGGAAGAUGAUCCAAGGAAUAAUUUGCCCAAAAUAAGAAAAUGGUUAAGAAAGCUUGCCAAACCUGUCAUUGAGGAGGCUACCCGUAAUCAAGUUGCCUUGGAGAAGACGGAUAAACUUGAUAUGAAUGCUAAAAGGCAGCUUUACUCUUUGAUUGGCUAUGCUUCAUUACGUCUACAUUAUGUUACCGUAAAAAAACCCACUGCAGUUGAUCCUAAUUCCAUAGUUGAGUGCAGAGUAGGUGAUGGAACAGUUUUAGGGACCGGUGUGGGCAGAAAUAUCAAAAUUGCGGGUAUUAGGGCUGCAGAAAAUGCUCUUCGUGACAAAAAAAUGUUAGAUUUUUACGCCAAACAAAGAGCUGCCAUUCCUAGGAGUGAAUCUGUGUUAAAAGAUCCCUCACAAAAGAAUAAGAAAAGAAAAUUCUCAGAUACAAGCUGA